CUAGAUUCUUUAUGCAAUAUUGAAGGAAAUCAAAUUCCCAACAUUAAACUCGAUCCAUCAUUUCCCACCACUUUCUCGGGCUUUUGUCGCUGACUCGCUGCUGCAUCUUACAAUCAACUUCGCCGUCGUCAGAGGAAUUCGCCUGUUCGAUGAUCUGCUAAUCUGCUAAACGAGCAUAUGAACAUGGAGGACAGGGAGGAUGAAGCAGUGCCACAACUUCUCAUAAAGAAUCAACCGAUAAGUAGUUGGGAUGAUGAAGAUGUUGAUGAUGACGAUGUGAAAGAAUCUUGGGAGGAGGAUGAUGAACCCAAACCGGCACCGUCACCAGCAAAAGCAUCUGAAAAGCCUGUCAAGAAAGCUGUAUCAAAGGAAAGGAAAAAAGGAAAAGAUGUAGAGUUAACUAAAGAAACAGCACUGGAUCCGGUAGCAGAAAAAUUGCGUCAGCAAAGGCUAGUGGAGGAAGCGGAUUAUAAGUCGACAACAGAGCUGUUUUCUAGAAAGAGUGAUGAGAGGACCCUGUACAAUUUCAUACCUAAAUCUGAAAGUGACUUUUUAGAAUAUGCUGAACUAAUUUCUUACAAACUUCGUCCAUAUGAGAAAAGUUACCAUUAUAUUGGGUUGCUUAAAGCAGUGAUGAGACUGUCAAUUACUUCUUUAACAGCUGAUGAUGCAAAGGAAGUUGCCUUCUUGGUUACAGCGAUUGCAAAUGAAAAGCUGAAGGCAGAGAAAGAGGCUAAUGCUGGUAAAAAGGAAACAGGGCUAAAAAAGAAGCAGCUUCAUGUUGAUAACGCUGAUGAUGAUUUGGCUGUUGCUGGCUAUGAUGAUAAUGAUGAUUACGAUUUUAUGUGAACUCGUAAUGAUCUAUAUUUUCAAGCAUUUCAACUCAAAGUACUGUAUGUUCUUUGCAUUUUGAUGUAGUUUAUCGAUGUAUCAGUGUAUGUGCGGCUGAAUCUAGCAGAACUUUUAGUCUUUUGUGGUAGAGACUGAAUAGUGUAGAAACCCAAUUGUUGCAAUAAAUAAACAACAGAGGAAGUACUUCGUAUAUGUUUGUUCUACUAACUCUCAAAAUUUUAUUCAACGAAUUAAGUUUAGUUCCAAAAAUAA
Messenger RNA from Spinacia oleracea (spinach), 1104 nucleotides. RefSeq lists its product as uncharacterized. Gene Ontology annotation, cellular component: eukaryotic translation initiation factor 3 complex; cytoplasm. Gene Ontology annotation, molecular function: translation initiation factor activity. The record is from RefSeq and is a predicted model, not a curated record. Lineage: Eukaryota; Viridiplantae; Streptophyta; Magnoliopsida; Caryophyllales; Amaranthaceae.